CUCGUAUACUCUAUUAAAACGUUCUUAUACUUUAAAACACCUUCUAAUUUGUCUGUCUUUAAUGUCUUAUUCUAAUGAGCUAUUAAUAGUCGGUUUUUAUUUAAUUUAUUUCAGAAUAGAACCUAUUUGUAAAACCUAUGCAGUAAAUAAUUUAAAUGUUUACUUCGGGGUUUCAAGUAUUGAGAUCAUACGCGUGUGUCGGUAAAAUUUAAAUAAUUUAUUUAAAACAUAAAGAAGUGAUAGGCAAUGCGUUGUUCUGAGAUUCUACUGUCAUAAAUUAAUUUAAAAGAAAAAUUGCACAUUAACGUCUAAUAAAAAGAAAAAAUGUUGAUAACUUUUGAAUUUAAGAUAAACUACUGUAAUCAAACUUCGAUUGCAAUGACGCGCCGGCUCCUAUUAAAUUUUAAUCAGACAUAUAAUUAUGGGUCGAUGAUCGAAAUUUAUAAAAGUAUAAUCACCUACAUUUUUUUUGAAUGAUUAAUUUAGUCUAUAACUUUGCAAAAUUAAAACCUGAAGAAAAGUAAUAGAAUGCAUUUUGAAUUCUUGUCAUUCAAUAAAAUUAUGUAUAUUCGAGAGCCCGUGAUAAAUUUUUGAAUGAAUAAAUAAAUUAUUUAAAUUUUUCGUAUGUUUUCGUGUUUUUUUUUAAUAAACAAGAAUUUGAAGUUCCAAAUUUUGUGUUUUAGUUGUGAAUUGGUUUUCUAUAAGUAAACACCUCAUCUACGAGUUUUGUGCCGUGAUUUUUAUUUAUAUGAAUUUGUAACCAAAAACAAUACACAAAAUGUUAAUUCUUCUUGGAUUAUUUAGUUUUUUGAUAAACAAUCUAGUUUCAAAUGCUAGUGGUGCCAAUAUUUUGGGUUUGAUGGGAGUUUCAUCACCGAGUCAUCACAUUUGGAACAGUGUCUUAAUGCACAGGCUGGCUGAGUUAGGACACAACGUGACAAUUCUUUCUGUAGAUUUGCCUAGAUCGAAUGAAAAACUUCCACCAAAUGUACACUACAUUCACUUGGAAGAAGGCUAUUCUGUGACAGGUGUCACAAAUUACAUUGGAAUGGGUGUUUUUGAAUUUAUUCCAAUUUACUAUGGUCGAAAGUUGGCAGCCAUGGAAUGUAUUCUCAAGUCUAAGGGUAUGCAGACACUUCUAGACUAUCCGGAUGGUUUUAAUUUCGACUUGAUAUUAUAUGAUUAUAUCAUUGGACCAUAUCUUUUGGGUUUUGUGCAUAAAUUCAAUUAUCCACCAUUGAUUGGAAUGAGUGCAUUCCAUAACCCGCCAAUAACUUUGGAUCUUAUGUCAAAUCAUUAUUUUCCUGCUUACAUUCCUUAUCAUUCAACAACUUACUCACCUGUGAUGGACUUUUGGCAAAGACUUGAAAAUACUUUAAUUUUUAUAGCUGAUACUGCAUAUCGGCGCUUGGUCUUUUUGCCUAAAGUUGAUGCUUUAGUUAGACCUUAUUUUCCGAGCAAUAUGUCGUAUCUUGGAGAUAUUUCACGGCACACUUCCUUAGCUUUUGUCAAUUCUCAUCCUGCAAUCAAUUUCGUUGAGCCACUUCCUCCUAAUGUAAUUGAAGUUGGGGGCAUGCAAAUGCUUGAACCAAAAAAACUUCCUAGAGAUUUGGAUGAAUUCUUGAAUAAGACACGAAAUGGAGCUGUUUUCGUAUCCUUCGGAACAAAUAUGAAAAGUCAAGAUUUUACAAAAGAACAAAUUAAUACGAUCGUCAAAGCAAUGGCGAACUUACCGCAGUAUAACUUUCUGUGGAAGUUCGAUAGUGAAUAUAUAAAGGUCAAACUUCCAGAAAAUGUUCUAGUUAGAAAAAUAUUCCCCCAAAGUGAUAUUCUUGCUCAUCCUAAGCUCAAAGCUUUUGUUACACACUGUGGAGGAUUAAGUUCACAGGAAGCUAUGUGGCAUGGAGUUCCAAUGAUCGGAGUGCCACUCUUUUUCGAUCAGCAUAGGAAUCUCCGGAUGUCAAUUGAAGCUGGUAUAGCGGUAAAACUUGACUUCCUCACCAUGACAACCGAAAAUCUUGUCAAAGCAAUCAAAAAUGUUAUAGAAGAUCCAAAAAUGCGUCAGAAUAUCAAAGAUAAAUCAAAUCAAUUCAAAAAUAGGCCAAUGAAACCCUUAGAUACGGCUGUCUGGUGGGUGGAAUACAUUUUACAAAAUCCGAAUCCCUAUCACCUUAAAUCACACGCAGAGAGACUUAAUAUUUUCCAAGCUAAUUCUUUAGAUUGUCUAAUGUUUAUUUUAGCUGUAGGAAUUUUGUUAAUUUAUGUGAUGUCGAAAAUCACAGUGUACGUUUGUCGAAAAACAACGAUGGCAUUAUUUAAUUCAACAAAAGUUAAAAUAAGCUGAUCUUAGUUCAAAACGGUUGUGAUACAAUUUGUUUAAGAAAAAUGUAUUGAAGUUCUGUGGCUUUAAUAAAAAAAAAUAUUAAAAACUUUUGAAUGAUGAAAAUGAGACAAGAAAUUUAAAAAUAAAAGGAUCAAGUGAUGUCAAAAUAACAAA
Molecule: messenger RNA, 2497 nt
Organism: Eupeodes corollae
Lineage: Eukaryota; Metazoa; Arthropoda; Insecta; Diptera; Syrphidae
Product: UDP-glucosyltransferase 2-like
Exons: 5
Coding region: 779-2344 (521 amino acids)
Molecular function (GO): UDP-glycosyltransferase activity
Source: RefSeq, a predicted model, not a curated record